GGAAGGAGCGUCGAUCGCCUGCGAGAUGGAAGAUAGUUGCUUCGGCUUCGUGUGCAAGCUCGACGUUGCUUCGACCUAUUCGAAGGUGGACGGCGGAGGAGAGAGAUGCGAACUCAAGAGACUAGUCACCGGCAGUGAGGUCUUCAAGAAAAUGAAAGCUGCGGCCGCGCAAGACACAGCAAAAC
This is a messenger RNA of Amoebophrya sp. A25, 185 nucleotides long. NCBI's taxonomy places the organism in Eukaryota, Dinophyceae, Syndiniales, Amoebophryaceae. The record is from the annotation of a GenBank genome assembly.